Morchella sextelata is the source of this 2451-nucleotide messenger RNA. RefSeq lists its product as uncharacterized. The record is from RefSeq and is a predicted model, not a curated record. Gene Ontology annotation, cellular component: Mon1-Ccz1 complex; intracellular membrane-bounded organelle. Lineage: Eukaryota; Fungi; Ascomycota; Pezizomycetes; Pezizales; Morchellaceae. The transcript has 4 exons. Gene Ontology annotation, biological process: vesicle-mediated transport. The coding region runs from base 1 to 2451 and encodes 816 amino acids.
AUGAGCUCCUCUUCCUCCGCCGCCGCCCAAGCAUCUGCUUCUAAUGCUACUGCCCAUGCCCCCCCUCACCUCCCUCCCCCGUCCUCCCUCGUCACGACCAUCACCCCCGCCGCGCUCUCCUCGCUCGCAAUAUACAACCCGUCACUCGGCCCGACAGAGAAGUCCGUCCAUGACCAGAUCGUCUUCUACACCUCCCGCAAGGGACCCGUGAGCUCCGACACAAAGCUCAGAGAGAUCGGCCUCGCCCAGGGUAUUGUCGAGUUUGCCCGCGGAUUCUCGAAAACCGAAAACUUGAGUUCAAUAGAGACCCAGAAGUCGCGGAUCGUCACGCUGGAGAUUGAGGAGCCUGGAUGGUGGGUUCUAGCUCAAAUCGACUUGACAUAUAUACACAACCCGUCCACCUACCCGCCCACGAUCGAGUACUCCUCCCGAGAAGUUGCUCCCCCGCUAGUCCUCCUUGCACAGAUCCGGCAGGCCUACAACCAGUUUCGCUUCCACUACGGGAGCUUUGCGCAGAACCAUGCCAAGCUCGGCCGCACCGCGUUCUGCCGACGGCUCGAAAAGUACUGGCUGCGCUGGGCAUGGGGCAGGUGGGAGGUGAUGCUCCAUGGGUCGCCGGGGACAGUGGCGUUCGGCGAUGGCGGGAUCAAGAUGGUGGGCGGCAGGCCCGGGAAGGAGAUUGCGGAGGAGGAGAGGAAGUUCCUCAAGACGUGGGCGGAGAAGGAGAAGACAAAGGGAAUGGUGGACAUGGUGGUGUUUAGGUUCGGCGACUUUAUCGAGGAGGAGGAGGACAAGGACAAGGACAAGAGCGCGCAGAGCGGGUAUUGGUUCUGGGGGAAUACUACGAAGGCUGUUGCUGCAGCAAUGUCGACGACUUCCACACUACCAAAGGGAAAGUCUUCAAAGGGCCCGGGAAUCAUUAUGCCACAGGAUGGCUGUGUUUUCCCUGGCACUGGCUCGCUGGAGGCCCGCUCGGUGAGAGAUAUCGCAACAUAUAUCAGCGAGCUGUACCAGUUCGGCGACGAUAUAUCACGGCGGUCUGCGAGUAGCAAGCAGAAAAAGAACCGUAAGAGACCAAAGGGACUGUUUAACAAAGCACCCAGCUCAGGAUACUCUGCAGAUAACAGCUCUGUAGAGAGCUCGCCGAGAAGGAGUCUCUCGGCAGUUAGGGAUGAAGCUAGAUCUACCCCACCACCUCCUGCUGCCGGAUCAAAUCUGAAGCCUUCGGCCGACGAAGCUUCUGAUGGGAGCAGAGGAAGAGUGGGACAGGCGACAGCAGAGGAGUCUAGCAAGAGCAAAAUCACUAUCAAUGCCAAUGCCAAAAUCUUUAAUCUACUCACAUUUGGAUGGAGCGGUGGUUCUACCAAGAGCGCGGCCAAUGAUAGUAAUACUGGUACUAAUGUGCCCACUGUGGCUAGUAGUGCUACUCCUACGAGUACUACAACUGCUGAUGCUACUAUUACUUCCUCAUCUGAGCCCGAGCCCACACCUCCACCAAUGACAAACGUAGACCCAAUGGAGCAUGUUGAGAGGGCCCCCCCAAGAGCACUUGGCGGAAAUGAUGGAAACAGCAGCAAGAGUAAAAGAGCACGUUUCAUGAUUGGAUUCUUGGGGGAUGUGUAUGCGGAGGACCUUGACGACGAUCUCCAGGAUGCGCAAUCCACGGGACGAAUAACGAGCAGGACCGUCUGGGCAGAACGAAAGAAGCCUUCACCAUCACCACCAUCACCAGAACAAGACAAUGCUUCCAGAAGUACGGAAGUAGCAGUCGCAGACGCAUCUGGAAAGGGCAAGAGAAAGGACAGCACCAGCCAAGGACAAACAACUCAGCAGGCUAGCAUAAACCUAGAAGAGUUCAGGAUUGUCGUGUACACGAACCACCCGUUCAUCUUCGCCUUCAUCUUCGAGUCCACCUCCGCGCAACUAACCUCCCCGGCCUUCUACCGCACGCUGCACCACCAGCUAGCCCCCCUGCACGGACCGCUGCUAAAAUCCUCGAACCUCCCACCAACCGCGGAGCCGGCCAAAAAUACCUCUAGCAGCAAGCUGCUGCUGCAGCACCCUGCCCCGCCAAAACCGCCCUACGACCUCCUCUACAACCCGACCACGCUCAUGAUCCACUCCACGGUCCCGCCCAUCCCCGAGCCCGGGCCCGAGUCGUCGCAGCAGCAGCACAGCGGCUGGACCCGCGCCGAGGCCUUCCACGUGCACACGCUCAUCCUAGGCAUCCUGGGCGAGACCAUGCGCGACCGCGCCGAGCAGGAGCGCAGCGCGCGGAGCACCCGCGGCUGGUGGAUCAACUGGAUGCGGCUCGAGGGCGGCGAGGAGGGCAUCGUGGUGAGGCGCGCGGGGGAGAAGAAGUCGGAUUUGGCGGCGGGGCUGGGUGGGGGCGGCGCUGGCGGCGGAGAUAUCAGGAGGUAUUUUGAGGGCUUGGUGAGGGGCGUGCGUUAG